This is a messenger RNA of Moneuplotes crassus, 380 nucleotides long. NCBI's taxonomy places the organism in Eukaryota, Ciliophora, Spirotrichea, Euplotida, Euplotidae. The record is from the annotation of a GenBank genome assembly.
UUAAUAAAAUAGAAAACUCUCAGAAAUAUGGAGAUUCUUGAUAAAGAGCCUCUUAAUGUCGGUUUGUACCUCCUAGAAAAUUAUGAAAAGAUCGAUAAUAGAGAACUCCGGCUUCAGAAGCAAACCCGCAUCGCAAAGAUUAUUCAAAACAGAAAAGGCCAGAUAGACUAUCUUGAAUCAAAGGCACGGGCAUUACAACAAAAAAACACUGAAAUGGAAACCACUAAGAAUUCAAUGAUGAACCUACCUGAUUUUGUUGAGAGGAAACUCACUGGACUUCAGUUUGGCAUUCGGAAAAUGCUGUUGAAAAAGAAGAAAAAGAUACUUCAAGGUGAGUUAGAAAAUUCUAAGAAAAGCGAUCAAUAAGUUCAUCCAGAUGA